This is a messenger RNA of Drosophila bipectinata, 312 nucleotides long. The record is from RefSeq and is a predicted model, not a curated record. Lineage: Eukaryota; Metazoa; Arthropoda; Insecta; Diptera; Drosophilidae.
AUGUCUGCAAUUAUUGUAAAUAGCGCAAUCAUCGAGCAAGUCAAGAGCGUCGUCGCAUCCUCGAACAUCAUCCGGAAAAAGGAAGAACUGCUAGCAGGAGCUUGUAUUCAUAAUGAUAUUUGGAUGAAGUGCAAACCAGUUUGUCCCAAAAUCUGUUCGGAUUAUUUGUACAAAAACCGAUGCAGUCCCAAGAAGUGUGAAGCAGGCUGCGCCUGUCCCGACGGCUGGUUGAGGAAGGGCAGCGAUAUGGGCUACUGUAUUCCAAAGCACAAAUGUGAGCGCUGGAUAAUAAACUGAAUAUUUAGUUGCUUU